UGGUUCUCUAUAAAAUAUGUGACGUUGUUUAUGUUGCGAGUCCAUUUGGAUCAAAAUGGCUGUGAUUGAAGUCAACAAAAGGUGCCGUUUUAAUAGUGUUAUGUAGGAAGGCAGUUUAAAUUUAGCAGAAACUUACGAGCUGCGCCUGAAUGCAACGUACGUUUCUCCGGUGUUUUCUUUUUUUUUUCCGCCCCUCCGCUCUUCUACGGUGGUGUCCAUGCUUCAGAGACGACUAACGUAGCGUGCAGGUGUACCAUGACUCUGACAAGAGGAUCUUUCACCUAUGCCAGUGGGGAAGAGUAUCACGGCGAGUGGAAAGAAGGUCGGAGGCAUGGCGUCGGCCAGCUCAAGUUUCAGGAUGGAACCUGCUACAUGGGCCAGUUUGAGAAUGGACUCUUCCAUGGAUCUGGCGUGCUGCUUUUCACAGACGGAUCCAGAUAUGAAGGAGAGUUUGCCCACGGGAAGUUUCAAGGCACGGGAGUCUUCAAUCGAUACGAUGGGAUGAAGUUUGAAGGAGAAUUCAAAGACGGGCGCGUUGAGGGAUACGGGUUAUUGACUUUCCCGGAUGGAACUCAUGGUGCUCCGCGAAACGAGGGCUUGUUUCAAAACCACAAGCUGCAGAAGAGGGAGAAGUGUCCGGGGGUGGUGCAGCGUGCGCAGGCUUCGGCCUCCAACGCUCACAGCCUGGCACUCUGACCGCCGCGGACCCCGGAGGAGACACCGUUCCAGCACUUUCCAGAAGGGCCUCGGGGACUGUGCGCUUAUAUGCUCCCCUUUGGCUCUUCUGUCUGUGUCUUGAUGUCUCUUUUCACCCUCUCUUUUGUUUUUCUGCAUCCUCCUAGCUCUGCCUUACCGGUGACUUGGGAUGUACAUGCAGUCGGACCAAAUAGUCGUUUUCUGGGUGACUGACUUGAAGUACGCGACGCCUAGGAAUCACACUUUUAAAUGACACAAGUCAUGUAAACAUCAAAUGCUGCUGAUUUCAUUAUUAUUUUUUUGUCGUUUUGAGUUUUACACUCAUGAACAGUGUCUUAGAAUAGUUAAUAGCCUUCAUACUUCAAACCAAAACUGAGAGACCUCUUCUUAAAUGCUCGCCCGGUUCUUUAAAGAGUUGGUAAAUAAAGUCUGAACAGGUACUUCAAUAAAUUAACCGUAAAAGUGCUGCAACAUGGCACACAGGCACGAGGAUGCACAUGCGUGAACAGAAGCAUUUGGGCAACAUGAUACAGGCUCUUGUUGAAUAUUUCAUUAUUAUUGUGCUGAUGGAGAAUAAUUGGUGGUAAUGCACCAAAAAUACACAAAACUAUUACUAAAGACAAGUGUGGGCUCACCAAACAAAGACCCAAACGAUGCACUUUUUAAAAAAUAUCUUUAGGUUUGUUUUAUGGAGUUGGAAAUCAUUCAACUCGAUGAAAAACAAACGAAAAACACAACUUUCGUUUAACACUCCGCCAAGAGUCAAUUAUCAGUGAUGCUGCGAGCCUUUAUCAUUCAAGGAAUCCAUCUUGUCGCUGGGCUUCUCUCGUUCCAGAGGAUCAGUAUUCACGUCUGCCUUAAAGACAUUUUUGUACAAGCGUGCGGUCGAAGGGUGUCCGUUCGGAAAUCAGACGACGCACGCGCGCCCUCUCUCCCUUCCCCUCGCCUCUGCAUCACUUGCCCUAAGGUGUCUGUCAUCCUAAUGAGUUUGAGGUCUGUUUGAAGAUUGCCUUCGCUCCGAGAGACACAUUGCUAAGCUGGUGCUGAGUUUUAGCUCCCAUCACUCACAAGUCCGGCUUUCCUCUCUUCCAAUAAACCUCCCGCUCCCAGUGGAAAUCACUGAAGAGGCGAUUUAAGUCAGCCGGAUAAGGUUUUCUCAAGUUUUUUCCAGUUUUUAACCAGACCAGACAUCCUUAAAAACGAUCAAUACCGUCAGUAAAUGCAUUUAAUUACGGACCUAUAUCUUACUUGAGGCAGCUCAAUAAAAGAAUGUAUAAGUGGAAUACACAUUUAAGAGUAUGUCAUGUCAGCGUGUGUGUUUUGUGUCACGUGCAGCGGUGACGUCGUUAAUCGUGUUUGGUGUGACCUUUCGGAUGAAUUGAUGAUCGUCAGAAAUGUGAUUUAUUCUACGGUGUCAUCGAGAAUUUAUUAACCGCUACAGCCGAUCGCAGCUCUUUUGUCAUCACAGAGUAACUCGGUGUGCUUGAACAGUCCACAGGCCGCACAAAGCAUUUUUGUAGAUGUGAUUUAACAAUGGCUGCCUGCAUAGAACUUUAACCAAAGACUAUCAAAUUAUAUGACAGGUACAGCAGCGCCUGAAACAGUCAACCCAAGUUGCAUGUGGUCUUUCUUAUAACUGACCAAUAAAGACACAUCAAUAAGGACGAAUCUGCCGGGGCUUAAGACAGAAGAUUAAACGGGGAAUUGAUAGGGCAGUUGUAAAUAUGCCUCUCGAAAAUUAUUAUUGCAUUUAUUGAUUUUCAUUGUGGUUAUAUUAUGUGAAGAAGAAAAAAGAAAAAAAAUCAAUAUUGUUAGCCCAUGCUGGUGCUUGCUUUGAAUACAGUGUGGAUGCAGUGCGCUACAAAGCCCAAUCAGACAGAUUAGCCAGAACAGAAAAGCAGACCGGCGCAUGUGUCCGUACAGCUAUCUACGAGCGCACUUUAACGUUUACUGUACGUGGAAAAAGGGGAGCGUGUUUUUUCCUCUGCGCCGGAGACGGCGCCUGCUCCGUCACCUGGCUGAGUGAGGCCGAAUGCACUAUAACAGCGCUUCAAACGGGAAACAAAAUGGUGCUUUAAAACUGUGCCUGUCCAGACUUCCACUUGCCUGGAAAAUAUCAUUGCCAUGGUUACCUUUUUUUUUUUUUGUUUGUUGUGCAACAAUGCAAUGUUGAGCGCUCUCGGUGAAAAUAACCGCACUGCAUCCUUUCAUUCUCCUGGAAACAAGUCUGGCUAUGUAUAACUGAGGUGGUAAACAGAGUGGGUGUGGUUAAUAAAGCCUCGUGUUGAAAAGAAAAAA
Messenger RNA from Mugil cephalus (flathead mullet), 2994 nucleotides. RefSeq names its product MORN repeat containing 4 (gene morn4). The transcript has 5 exons. The record is from RefSeq and is a predicted model, not a curated record. Lineage: Eukaryota; Metazoa; Chordata; Actinopteri; Mugiliformes; Mugilidae. The coding region runs from base 256 to 696 and encodes 146 amino acids.